AUGGGCAAUAGCAACAUUUCUCACAAAACAAAUUCAUCGAAAGAGAUAUUACUUGUUUACAGUAAGGACAAGGCUAACAACAAUAGUGAAGUUGUCCGAAAACUAAUGAAUAUCAAGAUAAAACCCUCCAAUAUGCACAUAGGUAUAGAAAAACUUAGGAAAGUUCGUGGUGGGGGACUGGCCAUAGAAUUGGGAACUAAUAGGGAUGUAACAGUCUUGGAAAAGACCAUAGAAGAACAGAUACCAGAGCUAGUAACUCGAAGACCCAAAAAAAGAUGGCCACACGUUGCUAUUUAUUCUGUUCACAACGAAAUAACGAAGAAAGACCUUCCUAAAUUGAUAUAUCAGCAGAACCAUAUAAUAUAUGAAAAUUUAUCUGAGGAAGAAUUUAUCCGGCAAUUUAGAUCCAAAUUUGUUUUAGGGAAAAAGAACGCUACAUAUAUAAACUGGAUAGUGGAAACAUCGCCAUAUGUCAGAAAACUCCUCUUAAAUAUGGAAAAAGUUAAUGUUGAAUGGUCACGCUGCAGAAUCGUUGAUUUCCAUCCGAUUCUGCAGUGUUUCAAGUGCUGUGGAUAUCACCAUUCGGCUAGAGAUUGCUCGCAAUCGGCAUAUAUUUGUAGUCAUUGCGCGGGGAAUCAUUCUUUCAACGAAUGUCCAAACUUAGAGAAUGAACCAAAAUGCUGCAACUGUUUGCGUAACAAUAUACAUAACAACCAACACAAUGCACGGGAUGGCUUUUGUCCUGUUAAACAGCGUAUUAAAAAUUUUAUUGUUUCUAGAACUGAAUAUGGAACCGAAUAA
Messenger RNA from Centruroides sculpturatus (bark scorpion), 801 nucleotides. RefSeq lists its product as uncharacterized. The record is from RefSeq and is a predicted model, not a curated record. NCBI's taxonomy places the organism in Eukaryota, Metazoa, Arthropoda, Arachnida, Scorpiones, Buthidae. The transcript has a single exon. The coding region runs from base 1 to 801 and encodes 266 amino acids.